Molecule: messenger RNA, 1546 nt
Organism: Zeugodacus cucurbitae (melon fly)
Lineage: Eukaryota; Metazoa; Arthropoda; Insecta; Diptera; Tephritidae
Gene: St2
Product: luciferin sulfotransferase
Exons: 3
Coding region: 411-1400 (329 amino acids)
Biological process (GO): sulfation
Cellular component (GO): cytoplasm
Molecular function (GO): sulfotransferase activity
Source: RefSeq, a predicted model, not a curated record
UUCCGUUGACAACUUACAAGCUUACACAAAUACAUACGGACAUAUAUAGAUACCUGUGGCAGCUUGCAAUUGAACCGGUUUGUGGUGAGUCCAAAUGCAGCUGCCACAGGCGUAGCUAUGACAAAUCGAAGUAAAAAGCCACACGCUACGGAUGCCAGGUAAACGCUUUGCGGAAAAUUUUCGGCUUUCACUGUCAUUUCCAUGGAUUUUCACAUAUAAGUGGCGCGUGUGCGGCAUGCAUCACCUCCUGCCACCUACUGAACCGCCACAUAACAGCAUUAGCAACGCGAUUUCUACCACUUUGAGGUGAGGCUGCGUGCAACAGGCGCAAUAGUUUUUCGCGAGACCUCAACCCAAACGGACGAGUUACAUUGGACACGCUUUGAGACUUGAGACCACAGACACCCGAAAUGCAGCUCACUUUUAAAGAAUUGGAUAAAGACAUUGCCGCGCGCAUUGAUGCGCUCUUUCCCAAGAAGGAGUGUUUCAUUGAGGUGCUACCCGGACAUGUGGUGGUGCCGCGUAAAUUUACGAGCAUUGCGGAGUCCAUACGAGAGUUGCCCAUCUACGAGGAUGAUGUGUGGCUGAUCUCCUAUCCGCGUACGGGUUCCACCUGGGCUCAGGAGAUGAUUUGGUUGCUGGGCAAUAAGCUGGAUUUCGAAGGCGCCAAGCAAAUGCAACAACUACGUUCGCCAUUGAUUGAGCUGUCGGCGCUCUUCAGUGAAGAUCAUCAUGAGUGGGUGACAAACUCGAUUGGCAAUACCGUUGAUGCUGUGCGCAAUAUGCCACGUCCACGAUUCGGGCGUUCACAUCUUACGUGGGACCUGUUGCCGCGCGGAUUUGAUACUGUGAAACCCAAAAUUAUUUACACAGCACGCAACCCCAAAGACCUCUGCGUCUCUUUCUAUUACUACUGCAAGUUGGUACAUGGUCUCAAAGGUCCCUUCGAAGAUUUUCUUGAGCUCUUCCUGGAUGAACGCUCGCCAAUGGGCUCCUACUGGAAUCACGUUUUACCCUUCUGGCAGCGCCACAACGAGCCGAACAUACUGUUCUUGAAGUACGAAGACAUGAAGCGCGAUCUGCCGAAGAUCGUACGUCGUUGUGCUAAAUUUCUCAAUGUCGACUAUCAACUCACCGAUGAGGACCUAACACGCAUUUGUGAGCAUUUGAAGUUCGACAAAAUGCAGGCGAAUCCAGCGGUUAAUUUGGAACCCUUAUUGAAUAAUCCCGCCGAUGGCCAGAACAACAAUAUCGAUAAUAAGGGCGAGGAAAGUAAAUUCAUACGGAAAGGCAAAAUCGGUGAUUGGCGCAAUUAUUUAACAGCGGAGUCAUCGCAGCGCUUCGACGAUUGGAUUGAGCGAAACUCGAAAGGAAGUGAUCUAGUUUUCGAAUAUGAGUAGUUCGUUCGUAUUACAUAAAAAUACAAUUUUAUUAUUUUUUUGUAUGUUUUUACAUGAUAUUUAUAAUUCUAUAUAAGGGAGCAAGUAAAUUAAGGAAAUAUAGUAACUGUUGACCCAUUAUUCUUAUAGCAACUUUUGGACCAAUA